GUUAUAGCAGAGUUAGUGUGUGUUUUAAUGUUCUACAGUGAGGAUGCUCCGUUCCGCUCUGCUCCGUUCCGUUCCGGGUGUUAAAUAAAACCCGCCCCCGGUUUAAAGCAGUGGUAAACAGCGCGCGCAGGUCACAUCACAGUACUUUACUCUCACGAGCUCGCGGUGCUCCGGUGUGACCAGGAUGGAGCCCGAGCCGCGAGCGCGUUGUGAGCCUCCGGAAUAAAAGCUCUCGGGAUCCGCGGGUGGAAAUUAUAUAGAUUCAUUUUCUUUGUAAAAGAGAAUAAACUUGUGAACUUCCGGUGGGAUUUUUAUACUUCAGGCACGCGCUGGUGUGUAAAGUCACUAAUCUUAUCAGUAACAUGCCGUUCGCCAAGAGGACGGUGGAGCCACAGCGGCUGUGCAGGAGCGCGUCUCCGCCCGCGCUGACGGAGGACCUGCGCGCGCUCAGUAACGCCGCUCUGUCCCGCACCGUGCGCCAGCUGUCGGACGUCGCGCGGCACGCGGACUCGCUGUUUCACGAGCUGGAGCGCGAGCUGGCGUCCACUGACCGGCGGCUGCGGGACCUGCGGGAGAAAGUGCGGCGUGUGGAGAGGAGCACCGGGGAGCUGGACCACAGACAGGAGGCAGUGCCUGUAUCGAGUCUGGAUGUUGAGAGUAAACUCAGUGAACAUUUCCAGUCUGUUUGGCAGCUGCAGAGAAACGCCUUCGUCCCCUCGAGUCGGCCGCCGUGUGUUGAGGAGCUUCACCACAACGCUAAACAGAGCCUGAGCGCUUUACACCGAGAUCAGCAGCAGAGACAGGAUGUCAGUGAACGAGAGCGGAGGGUAACCCUCUUGAUAGCCCCGCCCACACCCACUUCUCCCUCCCACCAGAAACUUCAUACGUUUGAAAGUGUUCGAUCGUCUUCCCCUACUGAAUGUUGCCACUUCUCUCGAUGGAGCAGACAGGUGGACUCCGAUCCUGAUUACGUGUCUUUAGGUCACAGAUCUAAGUUCCCGAUUCCCAACAUUCCCUCUCCGCUGGACACACAGACCAACUGGAGUGUCACUCUGCCGUUACCGACUCCUGAGGACAGAAUGAAGAGCCAAUCACAGGCCAUCGUGUCCUGCGUUGUGCCCAUUGAUGUCACAGGGGCCGGGUUCGACAGAGACGCCAGUGUUCGCUGCUCGCUAGUCUACUCACAGUCAGUGCUACAGAGGAGACGGAAACUAAGAAGAAGGAAAACUAUCACGGGCAUUCCCAGACCAGUGUGUCAAGACUUAGACUCUGAUGAGUCAGCCGUGGCUAGCGAGCAGACUGUCCUAGUGCACUCCAGCCCUGAAACUUGCCAGAAGGACCUCACACUCACUUGUCUCAACACCAGGGACUCUGGCUGCCAGACGGAAGACUUCCUGAUUGCUGUUGUAGCACCAUCUCGCAGACGGAUCAGAGCUCAGAGGGGUCAGAGUGCGACUUUUCCACUUUCCCAUUCCACAGGAAACAUACCAUCCCUGCCAGACAGUUCAGAUACCAUGUUCCAUGCCACCUCCAUCAGCUCCCAUUUGCGCUCACAAAGCCUUCCUCGAGAAGGCACGCGAUUAUUCGACAAAGUCCAAAUCCUUAGUGAUAAUGAUGAAGAAGAAGACAGAGAUCUUUCAUCAUUCGAAGGAGAAAAAUUCCUUCUGGUACCAGGAGAGGACAUGCUAAAAGAUGAAGAGAGCACUGAUGACCAGGUACAGAUAGACACACAGCUAGGAAGCUUUAACCAGCAUCCUGAGAGCCCAGAGCAUGUGUGGAUGCAGAGAGGUAGGUCCUGUCUGCCUUGUAAAACUGAUGAGAUGUCGUCGAGUUCUGACACUUUCAGCAGCCCUAUUCACUCCAAUGCUGGAGUUCUAGCCAGCCAGCUGGACCACCGGGAGGACCACCAGUCUUCCAGUGGAAACUGGAGUGGCAGCAGUUCCACAUGUCCAUCACAGACAUCAGAGACGAUUCCUCCUGCUGCCUCACCACCACUGACACACUGUGACUCGGAACUGUCUCUAAACACAGCGCUUAACAUCACCGAAGAGUCUGCUGAGCCGUACUCCGGAGGCAGCCUGCAAGGUAUAGGGGGUCACCGAACAGGAUCAUUUGCUUCCACUGUAACUGAAAUGCUUGAUGAUGCUGGAGUUAGCAAUGCAAAUGAAGCUGAGUGGAGCUAUCCUCAACAUAAGGACAACAGGUCCUGUCUCAACUUCAGCCUUGAACACUCUAGGGAUGGGGAGUCCUGCCUUGAGUGCCCCAGUUUUGUUAGCAUAGCCACGAUUGAUAGCUUAGAUAAGCCUCCGUCUGACAAGGCUGACACGACAUCAUACUUCUCUGUGGAUGCCGAGGGCUACUUUACCUCCAUGCACUUUGACUGUGGUCUUAAAGGUAGUAAAAGUUUCACAUACAACUAUGCAUCUGUCGACCAGCCAAAGGAAGAGUACAAAGGUCAUGCAUCAAACGGAAGACACCGUCAUUCUCUAAGGAAGCCAAAAGUGAAGCCAUCGCCUCCAGAACGCUGCUCAUCAUUAAAAAAAACGAGCAGUCAUGAUGGAUUAGCUCCUGAAACAAGUAAACCAAAGAUAACGAAUGAGCAGAACUUACCAGUGUCUUCCAACGACAGGGAUUUUCUAUUGGCAGCAAGUGACCCCUCUGACCAGCCAGAGGGUGAGCAGAUGUUGGAGGCCUCGGAUGGGCAAAUUUCUAAUCAGAUUCCAGAUGUGGCUUUGCUUGGCUCCACAGACAAACAGUCCGUAAAGAACAAUGUAUCUGUGAAGUCAGACUAUGCAGAUCCCUGGCUUGUGAAUGCCUUAAAGUCCAAUGAUACUUAUGCAACUUUGUCAAAUUCCAGCACUGCUACCGGGACCACAGUCAGUGAAUGCAGGAGAUCACAAGAGAGCUUAGAGUCACAGUCUGGCUCGAGGGCAACCACUCCUUCACUGCCACCUGGGGAAUCUGAAUUUCGACUGCCCUCACCAGAGAAGUUGGUAAAUCUAGCCUCCCCUUCCAGUGGCUAUUCAAGCCAGUCUGAAACACCAACAUCUUCAUCUGCUUUUUUUCCAAACCCUAAUGCUUUGUCCCCCACUGGUGGAAAAAGAAAACCAAAAGUCCCAGAGAGAAAGUCCUCCCUCACUUCAGUGCAGAAGCGCACAUCCAAAAAGGACCUUGAGCUACCCAUUAUACCCCCUACUCACCUCAACCUAAGUGCCUUUCACAAUGGCAAGAAGCCUUUUACCCCAAGAAACCACAUCCGUAUCCUUAACGACAGCAAAUACAAAGUGGCGGUGGCUGAAAAUGUUGAAUCUGGCAACACCGUUCCUUUAGAAAUCACCCCCAUGAUGCUUCAUUCUGUCCAGCUACGUUCAGUUAGCAAACCUGAUGAAGAAAACCACAAUCUGCUUUGCACAGAUGCUUCCACUAGACCCAAGAGACCCACCAUAAGCAAACUCAACGAGACCAGGAAGCCUCCACCUUAUAGACUCCUCACCAGUGAAUUCCUGUCUCAAGAUAACUGUGAACCAUUGUUUACUCCUACAGAUGAACAGGAGUUUGUGUCUAAACCGAGGAUUUCCUUUACAAGAAACAGAUUCGACAGGAUAGCUCCGACACAUCUUUGGAGCGUGAACACUUUCAGUUCAUCUUCUGAACAAGUGAGCAGAGAUAAUAUGAUGGCAGACAUAUCAAAGGGUCAAAAGUUACCCGCUGAACCAGAAGAACCUUUCCCUCAGAUCAGUAUGGGAACAGAGAAGGACCAGGAAGUGACUCUUGAGGCAACAGAAGAAAACCCCAAAACAGAAUCGCCACCUGAUCAUGAUGUUAGAAUCCCUACAAGAUCUGAGAAAUUUGAUCAAGUGCCUGACUUAAUCCUUCACUCAUCUCAAGAUUCAUCAGACAUUGAUCCAAUUAGCAAUAACAGCAAUCAUGGAGAGGAAUCCGUAUCAUCAGGUGGUGUAACCAGAAGUGCCUCACAGGAAACCGUAGGUGAAGCGUCUACACCCGAUACAGAGGAUUACUUCAGCAAAGAAUCAACAACUAGUGAUCCAGUAGUGUCCCCUUUAACCGACGAAUCAACAACCGAGGACGACAGUGUUUUCCUUUCCCCUAGUAAAGCUCGUACAACCGAGGAUCUCUUCGCCAUGAUCCACAGGUCAAAAAGGAAAGUCCUUGGCCGAAAGGACUCAAAAGGAGAUUCGGCCGUUCGGACUUCCUUGGGUGCUUCUCCUGCCACGUCCCCGAGUGCGCCAGUUACACCAAGCUCCCUACGAGCGCCGAGCCAAAUAUACAGGAGUGUCAAAAAGUCGAACACUUCCAAUGAGGAAUUCAAACAGCUUCUUCUUAAAAGAGGAAGUCGCUCUGAUUCCAGCUAUCGCAUAUCAGCUACUGAGAUCCUAAAAAGUCCCAUUGCAUCAAGAACAUUCGGUGACACCCUGUCAGAAGAUGCAAAGCAUCCUGAAGGUUUCCCUUCGCCAUUCCAGCCGCACUCUCCGGAGAAAUCGGUCGAGGUUCUUCAUAGCCCCUACCCGAAAGCCAACGUCGAGGGGUUCUCCACAAAAGUCUUUAGUUCUUCCAGAUCAGGUCGUUCAAGGUUACCACCAGCCUCAAACAGCAGUCGUUACAGCACACGCAGUCGGCUGUUCACGACACCCAUGCAGGCGAUUUCUGAAGGGGAAACGGAAAAUUCGGAUGGAAGUCCACAUGAUGACCGUUCCUCUUAAACAAAGAAUGCGUCUUCUGCCAGUGUUUAUAAAAAAAAAAAAAAAAACACAAUCAAAAUUUCUAAAGCUGUUUGUUUUUUUUAAAGAUUGAUUAAGUGGAUUUAGACUUAAGAGUUGCUGCCCUUUUGUAGCCCAUUUGAAAAAAAAAGUUUACAACUCAUGAAAUCGUCAACAUACUGUAUAUGUAGCGGACUUUUGUCGUACUAUUAGCGUUAUGCAGAAAAGCUCGUUUUAAAAAUGUUAUUAUUGCAUUUUAUUUGGGCAAUAACUGUGAAAUUAAUAUAAAAAUGUCCAUGAUUGAGAAACAUAGGACAAUCAGAUAGUGGCCUUUUACACUGUUGUAGCAAUGAGUCGAUUUUCCGAACAAAUAUUUUAUAGCGUGUCAGAAGAUCAAUCUGAAUUUAGCUUGAAACGACCCUCAUCCGGCGGAAUCGUUCUGCGGGUUAACUCUCGCUUUAUAUUUGCACUUCUCACAAAUGGUCAUAUUACGCAAAAUAAAAUAUGCAAAAAUAUCUUAAGUAAUGAUAUGGGAUUAAUCCCUUUUAGUGGUAAGAAAAAUAUCAUGUGAUCGUUUGUAUAUUAGAUGAGUGCGUCUGAUCAGUUUGAAGAUCUUCAACACCUUUGACCAUUAAAGAAACGAAAGGAAAAAACAAACUGAGGUGUAGUGAGGGGGUCACGGUGGCUUAGUGGUUCGUAUGUUUGCCUCACACCUCCAGGUUCGGGGGUUCGAUUCCCACCUCCCCGUGCCUCUGGGGUUUCCUCC
Molecule: messenger RNA, 5484 nt
Organism: Tachysurus fulvidraco (yellow catfish)
Lineage: Eukaryota; Metazoa; Chordata; Actinopteri; Siluriformes; Bagridae
Gene: nhsa
Product: Nance-Horan syndrome a (congenital cataracts and dental anomalies)
Exons: 9
Coding region: 363-4721 (1452 amino acids)
Biological process (GO): cell differentiation; lens development in camera-type eye
Source: RefSeq, a predicted model, not a curated record